Molecule: messenger RNA, 849 nt
Organism: Guillardia theta CCMP2712
Lineage: Eukaryota; Cryptophyceae; Pyrenomonadales; Geminigeraceae
Exons: 7
Coding region: 1-849 (282 amino acids)
Source: RefSeq, a predicted model, not a curated record
AUGGAGCGGAAGCGGGAGGUUGAGUACCACUGGACGCGAAGGGAGGAGAAGAGGAGGAGCGUCCGAGUCGAGAGUCACAAUGCAGUCGAGGACCAGGAACGGAGCGGCAACGAUGCUAGGGGAGACAAGAAUCAGAGUCACCCGAGCUCAAGAAGUCUGGCCAACACCACAAUGAAGAAGGAAGGCAGUAGAACGAGCUUACACAGUCACAACGAUGUCCGUCAACAUAGCCAUGCGAGGAUUUCGACUACCCGCGGUGGACCAAGGGCCUCUUCAUGUCCAUGUUUUGUACUAGACAACGAGGAUAUGCUCAGUACUUGUACGACCAAACAUGCAGAUUUGAUAAAGGUGGAGAGCGUCAGGAGGAUCAGAGGACAUUUUGAAGAUUUGCUCAGAGAUCAAGAUAAAGGAAAUUCACGGAAUGGCAUUCAGCUCCCUCGCUACCUUCAUUACAGCCCGACCAAGGGAUCGAAAGCUUCGGAAGUUUGGCUUGGCAGUAAUCCAAGAGGGAAGAAAAGAUUUGGGAUCCAAAGAUUCAGGGCGGCGGCAAAAAUGGUGACGGCGGCUCAAAAAUUGGAAACAGAUGAGAUGAAAGAGAGAUGUGCGCGCAUCAUGAUGUUGAUUCGUCCCUCUGACCCGCUGAUACUUCAGAAAGAAGCCGCCGAAAGGAAUGCUCGAGAGGAGGCCGAAAGAGCUGCUCGUGCAGCAGCCAAGGAGGAUAUUCCUCCAUUCCCUAACCUCAUCUGGAAUGUCCGAACCAGUUUAGAGAGUUUCGUCGGAAAAGAAGAUCUUGGAGGGGUUAUUUUGGACAAGGUCAAGAACCUGUACACCAUGUUACAUUCGCCCUAA